This is a messenger RNA of Eptesicus fuscus (big brown bat), 4875 nucleotides long. It is a transcript of the gene POU6F1, whose product is annotated as POU class 6 homeobox 1. NCBI's taxonomy places the organism in Eukaryota, Metazoa, Chordata, Mammalia, Chiroptera, Vespertilionidae. The transcript has 11 exons. Bases 410 to 2260 code for a protein of 616 amino acids. Gene Ontology annotation, molecular function: DNA-binding transcription factor activity, RNA polymerase II-specific; RNA polymerase II cis-regulatory region sequence-specific DNA binding. The record is from RefSeq and is a predicted model, not a curated record. Gene Ontology annotation, biological process: regulation of transcription by RNA polymerase II.
GGGAGGAGGGAAAAGGGGGGGGGCCGUGGAAAGGGGAAAAGAAAAAUAUAUAUACCUGGGCGCCCCCACCCCACCCCAGCUUCCCUCCCCGCUCCCCGGCCGUCCCGCCUCCGCCCAGCGCAGCCCGCGGAGUCCCCUUGGGCUCUGCCCGUCUCGGGCUGGGGGUCCGGGGGCGGCGGCGGGUCCCGAACGGUUCCCGGGCCGGGCCGAGCCCAGCCAAGCCGCACUGGCUUCUUUGUCUACCGGCGGCGGCCGCCCCGGCCCCGGCCCCGGCCCCCGGCCCCCCGGCCCGGGCUGUGAGAUGAAUCUCUAAUCGGUGGCCGCCGGGCACCCAGGGCGAAGGCGGCUCGGGCUCGGGCUCCGGAUGUGCUAGGUGUUGGCUGGUCCCCGCCCACCCUGACAAGUGACCAUGGACCCAGGAGCUGGCCCAGAGUCAUCUCUCACCGUCAAUGAGCAGGUCAUCGUGAUGUCAGGCCAUGAGACCAUCCGCGUGCUGGAAGUUGGAGUGGACGCCCAGGUCCCUGCUGAGGAGGAGGACAAGGGACUGGAGGGUGUGGCCGCCGAGGGCUGCCAGAGUGGAGGUCCUGCUGAAGCCAGUGAACCUGCUGGCGAGGCUGGGCCAGACAACCCAGACUCUUCUGCUGAGGCAACUGUGAAGUCACUCCCGGGGAUCCCUUCGAGUCCUGCCCCGGCUGUCGCCACUUUCAGCCAACCCCCAAGCCAGCCUCAGGCAUCGCAGACCCUGACGCCACUGGCUGUACAAGCUGCCCCCCAGGUCUUGACUCAGGAAAACUUAGCCACAGUUCUGACAGGAGUUAUGGUUCCAGCAGGGGCAGUUACUCAACCUCUUCUUAUCCCCAUCAGUAUUGCAGGUCAAGUGGCUGGUCAGCAGGGGCUGGCCGUGUGGACAAUUCCUACAGCAACCGUGGCCGCCCUCCCAGGACUGACCGCCGCUUCUCCUACGGGGGGAGUUUUCAAGCCACCUUUAGCCAGUCUCCAAGCAGCGGCCGUGCUGAACACCGCUCUCCCGGCACCCGUACAAGCUGCCCCACCGGUACAGGCCUCCUCACCCGUCCAGCCCCGGCCACCAGCACAGUCCCAGACGCUGUUCCAGACCCCGCCGCCACCGCCGCCGUCGCUGCUGCAGAACACGCCCACCAUUCUACCGCAGCCCGCUGCUGCCACCGCUACCGCCCCCACCCCCAAGCCAGUGGACACCCCCCCACAGAUCACCCUACAGCCUGCCAGCUUCACUUUUAGCCCAGGAAUCAUCAGUGCUGCUUCCCUCGGGGGACAGCCCCAGAUCCUGGGCUCCCUCACGACAACUCCGGUCAUUGCCAACGCCAUUCCCAGCAUGCCAGGGAUCAGCAGUCAGAUCCUCACCAAUGCUCAGGGACAGGUCAUUGGAACACUUCCGUGGGUAGUGAACUCAGCUAGCGUGGCAGCGCCAGCACCAGCCCAAAGCCUGCAGGUCCAGGCUGUGACCCCCCAGCUGCUGUUAAACGCCCAGGGCCAGGUGAUUGCAACCCUGGCCAGCCACCCCCUGCCUCCGCCUGUGGCUGUCCGGAAGCCAAGCAUGCCUGAGUCCCCUGCUAAGAGUGAGGUGCAGCCCAUCCAGCCUACGCCAGCUGUGCCCCCGCCUACAGUGGUCAUCGCCAGCCCAGCCCCAGCGGCCAAACCAUCGGCCUCUGCUCCCAUCCCAAUUACCUGCUCAGAGACGCCCACUGUCAGCCAGUUGGUGUCCAAGCCACAUACCCCAAGUCUGGAUGAGGACGGGAUCAACUUAGAAGAGAUCCGGGAGUUUGCCAAGAACUUUAAGAUCCGGCGGCUAUCUCUGGGCCUCACACAGACCCAGGUGGGCCAGGCUCUGACUGCAACAGAAGGCCCGGCCUAUAGCCAGUCUGCCAUCUGCCGGUUCGAGAAGCUGGACAUCACACCUAAGAGUGCCCAGAAGCUGAAGCCGGUGCUGGAGAAGUGGCUGAACGAAGCCGAGCUCCGGAACCAGGAAGGCCAGCAGAACCUGAUGGAGUUUGUGGGAGGCGAGCCCUCCAAGAAACGCAAACGCCGCACCUCCUUCACCCCCCAGGCCAUCGUGGCUCUCAAUGCCUACUUCGAGAAGAAUCCACUACCCACUGGCCAGGAAAUCACCGAGAUUGCUAAGGAGCUCAAUUAUGACCGGGAGGUCGUGCGGGUCUGGUUCUGCAAUCGGCGCCAGACGCUCAAGAACACCAGCAAGCUGAACGUCUUUCAGAUCCCUUAGGGCUCGGCCCCGGCCCGGUGUUCCAGCACUUUGUACUUGUCCCUGGGCACCUGGCUGCAGCCACGGCUGCGACAGCACCGUCAUUCCGGUACAUGUGGCUGUGCUUGUCCUGGGUCUUGAGACUCCACCGUGUGCAUGCCCGCCAGCUGCCUCCCUCCUGUCCCCCACAUAUUGCACAUCGUGGGGAGGGCGGAGGGGCCCUCUGAGCGCGCCAGGCUCCGGGCUGGUCAUGCCCAGGGAGGGGAUUUGUGGUGUCACUUAAAGAAGCACUUUGCUAACGUGGUUUUUGAAGGGUGAAUUCUGGUUGGGAACCAGAAAACCCCCGCCGUUGGGGCAGGGCUGCAGCAGCCCCUAAAGACUGGCCAUUAGCUCUUGUUUCCGAUGGCUUCUCUGUCCACCCUCUCUUCUUUGCUCCUCUGUGUACGUGUGGCAGGUAUGGCAGCUCAUCCAGUAGAACCACAGCUUCACCCCUUUGCCUGCAGGCACACUACCCCCUGGAAGGACUCAAGAGACACAAUUCUGAAAAGUGUGAUGUGCUGCUCAGGUCAGACUCAGUGUCUGCCUUGACCUCAGAGUCAGGAGAUUCCACAGCCCUGGGGCCAGAAUAGGCCACCUCCUCUCCCCCACCCCGCCCCCCUCCUGGUUCCUCUGGAGGAAAAUUGCACUAAAGCAGAACCUUUUCUUUUGUAAUCCAUGUUGGAAGGAAACAUCAGCGAACUCUAGCUGUUGUGGAGUUGAUCCAGGCCUGUGGCAGGUCGGGAACUUAGUGAAUAAGGCCAUUCUUCCAGAUUUUAAUCUAAUCUCUGCCCAUGACCAUCUCCCCCCAAAGCAGUUGAGAGAACGUGCAGCCUGGAAAAUCCCCUUCCCAAGUAAGCAGGCACUUUGGAGAAAAGUGAGGAAAGAAGUGCUGACCCUCUCGUCCUCACAUUCUUCCCCAACCCAAGGCGGGUCUCAGAAGGGGCAAAUGGAACAAUAACCCAGACAGCCAGGCCUGGGAGAAGGCCGACAUCCAGCCCAGAAACGUCUCCUGUGGAAGGUGACUUAACUCCAAGUUUCUUUGUAGCUUUAAGCCUUGGAUACUGGAUGAGAAAUCUUAUUUUGUCCCGAGCCUUAGACCCGUGUUUGUGUAAGUCAUCUCCCCAGGACUCCACUGAACCAAGAAUAUCCCUGGAACAGGAUGGGGUUUGCCUCUAGAGAGGGUAACUGUGGCACAUUGGGGGUUGGCACCUCCUCCGAGCUCCUGAGUUUUCCAGCCUCGCCGUGGCUGGCCAACCCCUGGAACUCAGCCUGUGACUCCAGGAAGUCAAGAGAGAGCACUAAGAGGUUUGCUGAGAUGAGCCCAGCCUUGCUGUAUAGAGCAUCCCUAAAGGGCCACCAGUCACAGGGGUCAGCCACCUGCUCUCUUCACUACUCUUGUCCUUACAGAGCCAGGUCUCUAGCAGCUGCCUUCCACCGCACCUCACCGGAUACCCCUGAGGAAGGGACUGCCGGCAAGAACACACUGCAGCUCUGCUGGCCACAGGCAGCCCCCUCCUAGCCCAGCCUUCACCGGCAUGCUGUUUCCUUUCCUGCCACACCUGGUCCCUCCCAGGCCCUGCCGUGCCAGCGGGGCCACCCUCUGGUAGCCCUGCCAGUGGGAAGGCAGUCGUGUGACAAACUGCCACACACACACACACACAUUCCCGCCCCACCGCGUUGGGACCAGCAGACCUGCCGGAGUGAGGAAGCUGGUGGGCAGCCUGCCCGCCCCAGUUCCCCAAGAAAAAAUGUCUCCAAGGGGAGGCUCCACACUCAAGGUCAGGGUGACCCACCUGUCUCUCGGUGAGAAGAAGGGAGGAGUAUUGUGCACAAGUUUUCAGUACAAGUUAAAGUCCUGGCGUUGAAGGAUUCAGCGAUUUACACUUCAAUAAAUUAGAGCGGCAGUUUUCAACCUUUUUCAUCUCAUGGCACACAUAAAUGGAUUACUAUAAUUCUGCAGCACACCCAAAAGUAUAUUUUUUGCCAAUCUGACAAAAAAGUAGGUAUACUUUUGAUUCAGUCACACCGAUGGCUGUUGUGCUGUGUUGCCUGUUGUCGUUUUUGAAUUUGACAAUCUAAGGGAAGAGAGGUCAGGGCCCCUGACCAAACAGUCAGGUAGUGCCUGUUUGAAAUGUCUUGUGGCACACCGGCUGACAUCUCUGAAUUAGAGAGAGACAGGUUUUCACCCUCAAACACUCGCGUUCAGAUAUGCUUUCUUCCAGGUGGGUCAUGGUGGGUACCCUGGGAGUCGCACAUAAUCCAGGCUGUGUCCAUGGCAGUGGCUCUGCAGGACACCAUGUGUCUGGUGUCAGGGCAGGAAAAAGAUAAUGAGCUUCUGCUGGUCCAAAUUGGGCCUGGCCUUGCUUUCUCAGCUCCUCCCUCGUCUAAAUCCGUCUUCCAGAGGCUGAGGUAGAGCUGAACCGUUUUCUCCUCUGCAGGAAGAAUGGGUAGGUCUUUCUGAGGAGCUAUACCAGGGUCGGAAUAUUUGCAGGCUGAAUUCCCCAGGCAGGAGGGCGUGGGGUGUCCCUGAAAUAUGCCCAAAGCAGAGCUUACCAGCCUGCCAUCUCUCCUGCUUCCCCACUGUAGCGCCACCCCCC